Molecule: messenger RNA, 1393 nt
Organism: Pogoniulus pusillus (Red-fronted tinkerbird)
Lineage: Eukaryota; Metazoa; Chordata; Aves; Piciformes; Lybiidae
Gene: VSX2
Product: visual system homeobox 2
Exons: 5
Coding region: 1-1161 (386 amino acids)
Biological process (GO): regulation of transcription by RNA polymerase II
Cellular component (GO): nucleus
Molecular function (GO): sequence-specific double-stranded DNA binding; DNA-binding transcription factor activity, RNA polymerase II-specific
Source: RefSeq, a predicted model, not a curated record
AUGACGGGCAAAGCGGGCGCGGCACUGGCCCCCAGCCUGCCCGGUAAGCCCAAGCCCGACGGCGCGGCCGCCACCCCCGCCGCCCCGCCACCGCCUCCGCCGCCCCCCGCGGCGGGGGCCAAGCCCAGCUCCGGGCCCACCCCUCCCCGCUGCACCGGCUUCGGCAUCCAGGAGAUACUGGGCUUAAACAAGGAGCCGCCGUCGCACCCUCGGGCCGCCUUGGACUCGCUGCCCGCCGGGCACCUGCUGGCGGCCCGCUCCGUGCUCAGCCCAGCUGGGGUGGGCGGCGUGGGCAUGGGGCUGCUGGGGGCCAGCGGCAUCCCUGGCUUCUACACGCAGCCCACCUUCCUGGAGGUGCUCUCCGACCCCCAGAACGUCCACCUGCAGCCCCUGGCCCGGGCUCCCGGGCAGCUGGACAGCAGCCAGACGGCCAGCUCAGAUUCCGAGGAUGUCUCUUCUAGCGACCGGAAAAUGUCCAAAUCCUCCCUAAACCAGAGCAAGAAACGAAAGAAAAGGCGGCACAGGACGAUCUUCACAUCCUACCAACUGGAGGAGCUGGAAAAGGCCUUUAACGAGGCCCACUAUCCUGAUGUAUAUGCUAGAGAGAUGUUGGCCAUGAAAACGGAGUUACCAGAAGACAGAAUACAGGUUUGGUUCCAGAACCGCCGGGCCAAGUGGCGGAAGAGGGAGAAGUGCUGGGGCAGGAGCAGCGUGAUGGCUGAGUACGGGCUCUACGGUGCCAUGGUGCGUCACUCCAUCCCGCUGCCCGAGUCCAUCCUCAAGUCUGCCAAGGAUGGCAUCAUGGAGUCCUGUGCCCCUUGGCUCCUGGGGAUGCACAAAAAGUCUCUGGAGGCAGCGGCUGAGGCGGGGAGGAAGACGGAGGUGGAGCGCCAGGCGCUGCCCAAGCUUGACAAAGGUGACAAGGAGGAGAGGGGCCCGGAUCCUAAAACCACCAUUUCCCAAGAGGAACUGAGGGAAAACAGCAUUGCCGCCCUCCGGGCCAAAGCUCAGGAACACAGCACCAAAGUCCUGGGGACCAUCGUUGGGGACAUCCCGGCCCCAGGAAGGAAGCUGGAGGCAGGGGAGGAGGCAGCGGAGGCAGAGGAUGAGAGACAGACGGAGAAGUUGAACUCAUCGCAGAAGGAGGAGAAGCUGAACUAGGAGGGGAGAGGCAGUGAAAGCCAGCCCUGACAGACACUGUGUCCUCGGGGGGUUGUGUUCCCCCUUAGAGUGCCAGGGUCCCCUGGCUGCCCCUGCCGGGGGAGCAGGGCCCUGGUCUCUGCAUUUGAGACUGUCUGGCAGGAUGCCCCCGCCCUGCUCCCCCUGAGUAAAUCCCUGACCAUUGCUCCUCCACCCUGCUGGGCUUUCCUCAUCCCCCCAUCUCUUCAUUUUG